Trypanosoma rangeli is the source of this 1359-nucleotide messenger RNA. RefSeq lists its product as uncharacterized. Bases 1 to 1359 code for a protein of 452 amino acids. Gene Ontology annotation, molecular function: mRNA binding; poly(A) RNA polymerase activity. Gene Ontology annotation, biological process: RNA 3'-end processing. The transcript has a single exon. Gene Ontology annotation, cellular component: nucleolus; TRAMP complex. The record is from RefSeq and is a predicted model, not a curated record. Lineage: Eukaryota; Euglenozoa; Kinetoplastea; Trypanosomatida; Trypanosomatidae.
AUGCGGAGAGGAGAUCAUUUUAACACGCAGAGAAAUUCGUAUCAGAACUCACAGUAUCAUCAAGUAAUGGCAUCACAGCCGAUACUGAAGGAAUACGUGGCGGAUCAGAUGCAGGGCGCCUACUAUAGCCCGCCGACCGUUCGGGGCAGCCUUGGGACUCCCAACCUGGGCUAUCGAUUGGGGUGUUACAGUGGCCAGAGUGGCUCGUACGGUUCGCGCCGCUCCCUUCGGCGUUCUGCACCAGGCAGCUGCCAACAAGGGGAACCCCAGCCAGAGGACUUCAACGUUGUUUUGGUUGCGACUCGACCGCUGUUGAAGACGUUAGCUCGGGAAUGCCGACCGUGGCCACCAUGGUGUGUUGGUUUUGCAGUGCCGGAAAACCCCACGGAAGAACUCAGGCUUUUUGCGUCAUUUCUUCGGGCAACGCCAGAGGAAAUAACUUGCAGUGAUUCUGCAGUAAACCUUGCGACCGAAAUUAUGCAGGCAGUGUGGCCUACAGUCGUGAUGAAGCCCAUGGCGACAACAGCUGCUGGGCUAUCGCCACUGAAGGAUGUCACGCUUCAUUACUACGCCCAGCAUUCUCCUGUCACAUCGGAAGAAAUGGAGCGUGUCCAGAAGGAAAUUCAAAACGUUGCCAACAGUCAUGGGGCACAUGUGGAGUUUGCCACAGAUUAUAGGGACGUGCCGUGCGUUGUCAUAACUGAUACCCGAUCUGGAAGAAGGCUUACAAUACGCUAUGGUCCCCAGGCAUCAUAUGCGGAACAUCCGUCGAAUAUAUUUCGAACAAUAAUAGUGUCAAACAGCGAUUAUCAUGCUACGCUUACUUUACUUGAUGCUCUCUUGCGUCAGAACAAAAUCUUGGAUGAUACUGGAACAAUCAAGGACGCCCUAAACGGCGAAGCGCUUCUCACUAUGGUCGUCGCCAUCAUCAACUCAUACAGUUCUUCCGAUGUGCCCGAUGCAAAUCGACUAAUGAUGGAUUUUUUUUUGACAUAUGGCUUUGCAGCAAACUUCGAUCUCGUAAAGCAUUCAGUUACAAUAAAUGGGAUGUCGCAACCAACACCCAAAGUCCACCACAACGCCCAAAUCAGUGUGCUUGACCCCCUUGACGAAACACGCAACUUAACACCCAAGUUGGAAAAAGCGAUGCACCUACAAGCCGUCUUCAACUACUGCUACACGGCGCUCUCACAGUUUACCCAGGUUUCCCAGCGGCAGCGUCGUGCCCAGUCCACGCUCUCUACCAUUAUCGGUGGGGAGGCGUACUGGGGGCGCGUGCUGCAGCUGUACCAUGAAGGAAUAUCUCCCUACGUGGAUGUUGUGGAAAUGAAGAAACAUAUUUUAGUGCAGUCUUUGUAG